AUGGCCAAAGCCUGCGAGCCUUGCCACAUACGAAAGAUUAAAUGCGAUCUGCCGUUAUCACGGGAUCGGCGGAGUGUUCGGUGUUCAUUCUGUGAAAACGCCGGGCUCGAGUGCCGACCGCAUGUCAGGAAGAGAAGGACAGUCGUCGGGCCCAAUGAGACAAGAAGAGCCACAAUCGACUCCACCAGACUGGCGACGAGAGAUGGCGUUGCCAGCCCCAGUUCCAGGCCAAGCCCUCGAGACCCAGGCGCCGCAACAGCACAGCAGGAGACACCGACUUCCAUGACUGCCGCUCCUCCUCAAGCGACCUCGAACCCCAUCCAGAUUGCUACUGCUUCGCCGCCAAGCUCCCAACCUAGCUUUCUCGGUCGGGCAACCUACAUGACCAGCGGUGACUUGGUCAUUGACGAGGAUGACGCUACAAAGUACGAAUCAAACGGGACUGGAACGUCGCUAGUUGCCAAGGAAUACCAGCAGUGUCAGGUGCUCCGCAGUUCCUCCGUCAUCAGCUCUCUGCAACAGUCUAUGAUAUCCAGCUUGGUGCAAAGCUUCAUGGACAAGGGCAGGCCGUGGAUGCCUAUAGUUGAUCAAACAGACCUGGAACCCACGAUAUCUCAGCCUCACCUUUCUCUCUUUUUGACUUCUGUGCUAGUCGCUGGUAGUAAGUUGUCCACAUCGCCCCAUGCAUUGGAGUGGGGUGAGAAGUGCUACUUGCACGCAAAAACGCUCUUCUUUUACGGACCCGGCCAGAAUCCAUUGCAGUCAGUGAUAGCGACAGUUCUCCUUCAAUGGUGGAACUCAGCAGGGCCAGAGCACGUGUCGCUCGAUAGUAGCACUAUAUGGCUGAAGUUGGCGGUUGGGCUGGCGCAUCAGAUGGGCCUCCAUCGAGAGUCGGACCCCAGCUUGCCCGACGCUCGCCUUCGUCGGCGAUUAUGGUGGACGAUAGUGAAUAGAGAUAACCAAAUCGCCACAAGUCACGGCCGUCCCCGAGUGCUCGACCCUAGAGACUCAAACGUGAAACAUUUACACCUUGGUGAUUUCCCCAAUCUAGACCAGGUCGACUCGCUGCGCUUCAUCUUCUUUGUACGGAUUAACUCGAUCCUCGGAGACAUGGUAUCCCACUACCGACGCGGCAGCCUCUCAGAAAGACGUCGUAUGGAUACUGAGGAAGCUCUGCUGAGAUGGCUUAAAGAACUGCCUCCAUCCCUUCAUCUUCAUGACCAGACAUCAAGAGCUCUCAGGUCUUACCAGUUCAAGUCGCGGCAGCUCCACAUCCCCUUCUUCAUCGCUGUAGUUAUACUCUAUCGCCCCGAGGCGCAAAGCUCGCAGACAACUUCUUCUCUCGCGAGCUUGAUAGCCGCCUCGUUCGUAACGCGCAUAUUUAGUGAAUUUAUUGAUUGGGGCGAUAUCUCUUUCCUAGCGCCGCCCUUUAUAUUCUACCUGCUUGUAGCCGGAUUAAAUCAGGUCUCGUCACAUCGCCAUCCCGACUUGUCACAACACGCCGACCAGGAAAUUCAGACCGUUCGUGACGCCCUCAAUGAGUUGAAGAAGCGGUUUCCUACAGCCGUCGGCGCCGAGCGUGUCUUUGAAAACAUUCUCUGCAAAGCACGCGCCCUCCAACCUUGUUCGCAGCCGUCGCCGCCAAAGCCCCUCUCCCCUACGCAACAAGAGCUGUUGGCAUAUUUUGGGCCCGAUCUUUGUCCACUGUGGCCGUCGUUCCUGAGCGAAUCUGUUGAUCCGGUGUCUCUGCUCCUGAACAUACCAUCAGCGGAUAGGACCCAUUUCUCGGCCCAGCAAAAUCUUUCCACUAAUAACACCGUCAACGCGCCGGGCGAGGUUGACGUUUUGGGCCAGAUUCACAAUGGGGACGUACAUGCUGUCCAGAGCUUUACCGGCAUGCCCGUUUCCGAGCCGGUGGGAGACUUUGAUUUCGGCAGGCUGGAUCUCUUAUGGUCAGAUUGGUUAGAUUCAACCACUACAUAA
Molecule: messenger RNA, 1983 nt
Organism: Clonostachys byssicola
Lineage: Eukaryota; Fungi; Ascomycota; Sordariomycetes; Hypocreales; Bionectriaceae
Source: the annotation of a GenBank genome assembly